This is a messenger RNA of Pangasianodon hypophthalmus (striped catfish), 8030 nucleotides long. RefSeq names its product leucine rich repeat neuronal 3a (gene lrrn3a). Gene Ontology annotation, molecular function: protein binding. Lineage: Eukaryota; Metazoa; Chordata; Actinopteri; Siluriformes; Pangasiidae. The record is from RefSeq and is a predicted model, not a curated record. The transcript has 2 exons. The coding region runs from base 889 to 2964 and encodes 691 amino acids.
ACACACACACACGCGCACACACACACUCCAUCUUUAACUGGGUCACUAGCUCACUGCAGUUUCAGCAAGCAAGUGAGGAAACAAGGAAGACAGGGAUAGCAGAAAUAACAAAAAUAAGAACGAGAGGAGAUCAAGAGAGAGUGUGUGUGUGUGAGAAAAGGAGACGAGAUACUCUGCGUGCUUUCUUCGUCUGUGUGAGCUCUGCUGUGAUUGACAGCCUUGUUCAUCCAACCAGCUCGCAGCCACUGCUUGAAUGAUGGGUGGUGAUUUGUCUGUCCUUGGGGAGGCUGGGUUGUGCAUGUGUGUAUCAGGAGCACAGCACAGGCAGUGGUGUUUGAGGAGCGAAUACACACUCUGUGUGCUCCUAGUGUGAGAGCGAGCGAGAGAGAGAGAGAGAGAGAGAGAGAGAGAAUCGGCACACUCACAUCUCCCUCCCUCAACCAGAUCUCUCCCUUUAUUCCUCUCGCUGUUGAUCACACGCCGCAGAGUUGAGUUUCAUUCCUGACUGGAAUAAUAUGUUACUCAGACCAGGAGGAUCUUCUACCCUUACGAUGGAAAUUGAUGUGUGUGACUGAUUGAGGAUAAUAAUGAAGGCAGAGUGAUACAUCUCCUACAGCAACCUGAGCUCCCCGUUUUCUCCAUUUUCAUUCCUCGAAGGAUACAGUGACCUUCACAUUUGCUGCCAGCCUGACAAGCUUGCACCUGGUAAACUGAAAGGUUGUUCCUCGUUGCCAAGGACAACACAAAGAAACCGGUGCAUUGGAGAGACUUGGUGUCAGCAGAAAAACAGCCCAUUGUUGUGGCAACAAAUGACAGUGUAUUUGUGAAGUUAACAGCAGUAACCCUACACUCCAAACGGACUAAUUUGCUGAGGAGAAAAGGGCCAGGAUGAAAGAACUGCUCUUUGUAGUUUCUCUCUUAGCGGGACUUGCUCUGACUGACUCUGUUCAUGUGUCUGAGUGGACCGGGGCAUGUCAGAAUCUGUGCAGAUGUGGAAUCCGACCCUGGUUUUCUCCUUUGUCCCUUUAUAUGGAGGCUUUAACUGUGGACUGUGAUGAUCUGGGAAUUUUAUCUCUUCCAGAAAAACUUCCCUCAGAUACACAGGUGCUACUGGCACGGAGCAACAACAUCGUCAAUAUUGAAAAACCUUUGAAUUAUAUAGUUAACUUAACAGAAGUGAAUCUAUCUCAGAACAAUAUAUCUUCUCUUAGUGACAUCUUUCUAGGUCACCUUCCUCAGCUUUUGUCCUUGCACUUGGAAGAGAACCGAAUAACCAGCCUUCACGACAACUGCCUUGCGCACCUACCGAACCUUCAAGAGCUUUAUGUCAACCACAACCUACUCUCGCUGAUCAGUCCUGGGGCUUUUCAAGGUCUCAACAAUCUUUUGCGUCUCCAUCUCAACUCAAACUGUCUGAGGGUAAUCAGACCAGAGUGGUUUCACGGACUCAACCAACUGGAGAUAUUGAUGAUAGGAGAAAAUCCCAUUUCCCAAAUACAAGAUAUGAAUUUCCAGCCCCUGAGUAAUCUCCGCAGUCUUGUACUGGCAAGGAUGAACCUCAGUGAAAUACCUGAUAGUGCUCUGGUUGGUCUCCAUAAAUUGGAGAGCAUCUCGUUCUAUGAAAAUAAGUUUGCAAAGGUGCCCCAGGUUGCACUCAGAAAAGUCCAAAGUCUCAAGUUUCUAGAUCUCAAUAAGAAUCCUAUUGAGAAAAUUAAUCGAGGAGACUUUGUGGAUAUGAUCCAUAUGAAAGAACUGGGUAUCAACAGCAUGCCAGAUCUGGUUUCAAUUGAUAGCUUUGCUGUUUCCAACUUGCCCGAGCUUACAAAGAUUGAGGCCACUAACAACCCCCGACUGUCCUAUAUCCAUCCCAAUGCGUUUUAUAACCUGCCCAGGCUUGAGACACUGAUGCUAAAUGAUAAUGCCCUCAGUGCACUUCACCGUGUUACAGUAGAGUCCUUGCCCAGCCUACAGGAAGUAAGCUUACACUCCAAUCCGAUUUACUGUGACUGUGUUGUCCGCUGGAUCAAUAUGAACAAGACUAAGAUCCGCUUCAUGGAGGCUGACACACUCUUGUGCACAGGACCUCCAGAGUUUGAAGGCCACCAUGUCAGACGCGUACACUUCCGUGAAAUGAUGGACACCUGCCUCCCAGUUAUCGCUCCGGAAAGCCUUCCAGAACGUAUCAGUGUGGAUGGUGGUCGCUCGGUGUCAUUGCACUGUAGGUCUUUUGCAGAACCAAAUCCGGAGAUCUACUGGAUCACCCCUUCAGGAGAAAAGGUCCUACCAAGAAUGGCUUCAAGCAAGUAUUUGGUGCAUCCUGAGGGAACACUGGACAUAUUUAACAUUUCUGAGAGUGAAGCAGGUCAAUACACCUGCGUAGCCCACAAUGUCAUGGGGGCAGAUAUGAAGUCUGUUGUAAUGGUAGUGAAUGGGUACUAUCCAGAACAUUUAAAUGGAUCUUUGCAUGUACAAAUCAAUUUGAUACAACCACAUUUUGUAAAAAUAUCUUGGGUACCACCUAAGAGCAGCUUUGUGUCAAAUAUCAAAUGGUCCACCACGUCUUUGCGCUUCACAGCUCGUGUACCAUCUGACGUAAAAAUGUUUAAUCUGACAAACUUGCAGCCAUUGACACAGUAUGAGGUAUGUGUAGAAAUUAUAGACCUGCAAAGGGGGCAUUUAAGAAAUUGUAUUAAUGUCAGUACACCUGAGCAAGCUGCUCCAGUGAGCAAAUCUGACAAGAGCAAAGUGGUGAUGAUCAAUGCCAUUGGUCUGCUUUUGAUAGCAUCUGCUGUAACAUGUUCACUCAUCUACAAGUCUCUGAAGAGUAAUCAUCUUUACAGACGGUUAAGUAAUCAACAAACAGUGACACCACAGGAUCCCAGUCCCUGCCCCUCUUCCAACCUCAUGCAGCUAGCAAGGUCUGAAGUGGAUGCCUCUGUUUUGGACUUAAACAACACUAUUUAAGAAACUCUUUUAGAAAGAACCAAGGUGGGAUACAAUGGACACAAGCCUGUGUGACUCACUAUCCCACUUUCUGAGUUUCUGCUGGAACACUGCAGGAGGAAAUCAGAGGCAGAUCAGGAGUCAUCGUCCCUCCCAGAGCGUUUUGUGACAUUGUCUCAACUCAACACCUCCUUUAGUGUAAAUGUCACAUGUGGGAAUCAAUAUCCUCCAGAUUGGGCUGCCUGGAGAGCACUGUUCCUUCAGGCAGGUUCAAGGCACAGAACAUGAAAGGUUGUGUCCAGAUGCCUGACUGUUCAUGUAUAAUGCAACUCCACAGUGGCUUUUGUUUCUAUUGUGGGCUUGUAGCAAUACUCUUUGCUCUGUCUCAGUGCGAAAGUAAACUUUACGAUCCACUAUGUUCAUAGAGUAGAUCACAACACAAUGUACAACACUUUGUGAAAAAAAAUACAUUUAUACAAAAAACUGUGAAUUAGACUUUUUUUUCUGUUUUUUAAACAAGACUCAUCUAACCAUUUAACCAGUUAAAAAAACACGAUCACCCUUUUUUUUUUUUUUUUUUUUUUUUUUUAAACAAUAUAAGCCAGAUUUGUUGCCUUUUUAAACAUAUAGUACAAAUUAGAUGCUUGCUUAAAAACUCAAUAUAUAGAGUAUGCGAUCUUAACAUCACACAGCACAAACACACAUCAAAUGUCUUUGAAGAAAAUGGCUUUAGCUCCCAUCUUGUGGUUGUGGGGUUAUUGAUGGCUUCACAUGCACGGCUGACGACUGGAGAUGUAUAAAAGUGGAGGAGGUAGAAAGGAAAUAGGGGCUAUCACAAAACUUAUUGACGUCAAAUUGCAUUAUAUUCUUUUUCAUUAAAAAUCCAAUAUGAAUUCCCAAUCGCCAAACACCCACAGGUGAUGAAUCACCGUCACAAUGCGAAUGAUGUGGGGGAUUUAUCAGGCAGGCAUGGCUAUAUAUCACCAGAGGGGUUUCAGCACCACGGACAGGGCUUUUAGAGCUUGGCUAUUUGUCAUAGACUCAGAAGCUAAAGCAUGAAUCAUCAGAGCAGGAUGUAGUGGAUAGGUCAGCAGGAACACGAUGCAGCUGGACUCGACUUCCUACUGUGACCCUGCUGAGGCUGAUCACCCUUAUGGACAUAGCUCAGCAAGCAGGACGCUCAUUUGUCAGGACUCAUACCGAGCAUGGGCAAGACAGGUAACGAGGCAAAAUGGCUGUGCGGUAAAGAAAAAAAAUAUUAAAAAAAAAAACCUCUUUGACUAGAUGACUAGUAGUCUUAAGUAAACUCCAUAGUUAAUGCAAAAUCUAUUUCAGGACAUUAUUAUGUUACAUUAAAUAAUUAACCUGCAAGCAAAGGUCACAUCAAACCACUCUUCAAUUGACAGCCAUACACAGGCUACAAAUAAAAUUUCCAGCUUCAAUGUUUUUUUUUUUAGGCUACAAAAGUAAAUAAAUCAAAUAAUUGAAUAACUGUGCAAAUGAAUAAAUCUGUUUAUCAUACUAUGACCUGCUAGCUCAGCUGAAAUAGUUGUUUCUGAAACUCAGUGCACAGUGUGGAAGCUCCUUAUAGGUUAAAGAUUUAUGAAGUAUGCAAUGUCUACAGCAGUGUCUGGAAAGUUGUCUGAACCAUGUUCAGCUCUGGCCUCUGUAGUGCACCGCUGAUCUGACUCUAAACCAACUGAGUGGGAUUGGAUAGUGAUGUGCAACCUGCAGCUCUCAAAGCACUCUUUCACACAGCGCUGGGCAUGAUGAAAAUCACCUUAGCCCAGCGUAAUGAUAUUAUUUAGCUUUAAAGGAUGAAAAAAUAACUACAGAAGGAAUUCCUUUGGGAUCAGGCAGGAGUGGGAUUGAAAAACAGUCUUGCGCACACCUCUCUACUACAUCAAAGUGAUAUCGAAGUGUUAGUGUGCCAUUACAGCAAAAGAAAAUAAAAAAAAAAAAGACUUUUCCCAGUGUAGUCUUGUGUAGUUGACUGUAGACUUGACUUCAUCUAGUCUGAAAUAUUUUUAGACUAAAAAAGUACACUUAGCCUGCUAUUUUUACCGUCUGCCUUGCUGUUUUUUCCACUGCUCUGACUAGUUAACAUCCUCACAACUAGUUAAUGUAUUAGCUGGCUACUAGUAGAUGACUAGUGUGUGUAACUUUAAAGGACUUGGAUAUCACACCAUAAAAGCAGUGUUGAAAAAGAUUAUAAUAUAGCAUUUAAAUAAAAUGAAGUAUAAACAGCAGUGAGGUCCAUUAUUUGGUUUAUUUGUGUAUAUAUAAAGCUUCAACUUUAGUAACAUCAAAAUCUAUUAUUUAAAACGUAAUAACACCACCAUCAGAUUAUCCAUUCUUGUACACCUAAUGAUUUUAUUCCAACGUUUAAGUCAGUGUAGCUUGCAAAAUAGAUGUGCUCUGAAAUGGAUAAAGGAAAAAAAAAAAAGAAUAUUGCUAGAAAGAAAAUAGCUUAAAAACAAUCAUCUUAACUGCAUUGGAACAGAAAUUUUCAUUUGAAACUCACUACCUUCAACUUUAGCAAUGCCAAAAUCUAUUAUUUAAAAAGUGAUAACAGUACCAUCAGAUUCUUGGAAAUGAACCACACACUGCAAUACACAGAAAUAAAGCUCUGAUCUUCAAUCCAACAUAUACUCAACACUGGUCCAUCUUGAGUCUAUUAAUCUACUUAAUUUUAUAACCAUAUGUUGUAAUCAUUAAUAUGACACAUUGUGUGUAUAUGAAGAUACACUACCACUUAAAUAAUGAGAUUUAAUUAGCAGCUGAUAAUAAGUAAAUGGACACACCCUUUAAUGAUUUGACAACCAUUCACUUUGAUUUAUUUGCUUCUCACAUGGGAGUAUUAAAGUAUUAUGUAAUUAUGUUCGUUAUAUCUUCAGUGUGUAUGUAGAUCACAAAUUCAGCAAUUCUGCUGUAAACCUUGGCUCAAUAAACAUAUAGAAUUCUUGUUUUUUUUUAAGGAAAUGUACUAUAUGGUUAGCUGUAGUGAUAGAAAGGUGACACCUUUAAAAAUGUCUUACAGGAAAAUCUGAAAUAACCCACAUGCAACCUAAGCGCAAGAUUUCGCAUGAACUCUGUAUAUUCCAGUCAUGAGUUUUUUUUUUUUUAGUGGACCAAAUUGGCUGCAAAAUUUAAAAAUAAAAAUGCUGAAAUGGCUCAGUAAUCCCAUAGCAGAACAUUGUCAUACAAUCAUCUCUCAUUUCCCUGUUCAUACUGCUCAUAUAAAUGUAAAGGAUUACACAUUACAUAGGACAUAUCAGACUGAAAUAGCAGGGAACACCAUUUUACCUCCCCUGCCUUGGCUGCUUUAAAUGUCUUCUGUUAAAACACGACAUGGAGGUGACAGCACUAACGCAGAGUGAUCUCAUGAACCGAGAUGCUCUGGCUGCACCAGUAUCUUGGGAGGAGUCAGUGCUAAACAAGACAAGGACAAAAUAUCUCAUUAAUAACGACAUCCAUUUUCAUUUCUUGACUAGCACCGUGGUUUCCUUGCCAACAGCCCGUAGAUACAGCAGGAAAUAACCUUAUAUCCUAAUAUCCUAAAUGCUGUAUUCAUUAGCACAUACCUAACAUGCAAGAGAUGCAUCAGUGAGAGGGAGGAGGGGAUAAAAAAGGCAAGAGCAAACACAAGGCUUGAUAUUACAUGCCCUUCACGAGAUCCAUCGAGCUGCAGUUAAUCUUUUGAAAGAAAGGAUGAGAAAUUCCUGCACUGCCCUUUUCGCAGCAGCAUCAGAAGCCCAGUGCUUAACGCUCCACUGGGAUUGCACAUUUUGUAAUGAAUAAUUUACCUUUUCCUAAUGACCCUGCGAGACGGUUCGUUUAAGCGCUGCCUUUCGCUCUGAGCGAGGUGAUUAGAGUCAGGAGCCAAGGUGAGAAAGCUAGAUUAGAGGAAAUUAGUGCAGUUCAGACAACGGUUACUGGAAGCUGCCUGGCAGGAGAGACUGAACUAUUCAGGUAUUACCAUGAAAUGAUGCCUCUGGAGAACAGCUUUAGAUUGUUCCACAGUAAAAGAACUUAAGGUUAAUUUACCAUGACCAGUGAUUUGUACUGGAAUUUGGGUUUUAUGUGCCUGGCACAAAACAUGGGCCAAUUUGUCUAUUUGUGUAAACUGACAACCUAAACACUAUUAAUAUCUGUAUGAAAUAUCUGCCCUUAUGCUCUAGCUACUUAAUCAGCCAGUCGACGACUCAGCCAGCAUUAAGGUUUGAUUAAUGAUGACCAUAUAAAUAUAUGAGCAAUAAAGUAGACAAAAAAUGCUUACUCUCUUUGUAGAACCAAUGGGGGGCACAUGGAUAAAUACUGCACUAAAUCAGCUUAUAAAACACUACAAAUACAGUAAAUGUCCACUUGAAGAAAAAUGAUUUAAUUCGGUUAAGUCAGUGUAAUUCACAAAAUAGAAGUGCUGUGAAAUGGAUCAAGGAAUAAAAACAAAAAACUGAAUUUUCCUAGAAACAAACUAGCAUGAGAAACAAUCAUCUUAACUGCACUGGAACAGAAACUUUCAUUUGAAACUCACUAGCUUUUUGUCUAUCCUCAAAGCUCCCAAAUGUUUUUGGAUCAACAUCAUGCCUGAUUUCAUUCCUUGUGCCAUUUUACAUGAGCUGUGCAGCACAGCCUAUGACUUUAUGGCUUCAAUCAAGGUACAGAAAAGUCACAUGAACUUCACAUAAGAAAAGUCACAUGAUUCAUGAUGUGAAACUUACAAAUGUGGUUUUUAGACAUGUCACAUGCUAUGUUGCACACAUUUUUCACAUGUAAUGCAUGUGUUUUUAUUAUUCACGUGAUUAUUGCACAACGUUAAUUUAAUUUCACAUGUUUAUUUUUCACACCUGAUUUUCUCACAUGAAUAAUUCUUUUCCACUUGUGAUCGCAUAAUUGUUCAUAUGAUGUCACGUUUACUUACUGUACGUUGAUGUAUGUGCAAUUUCAGGGCAUAACACUGAAAUGCACGUUCACAUGUAGUCACAUUCGCUUCACAUAAUCACACGUGAGAAAAAUGUAUGGUCACGUGAAAUGUAUGUGAUUUUUCUGUAAGAUAAAUUAAAACUUACUAUAAAUGUUUCUCAACA